This is a messenger RNA of Durusdinium trenchii, 510 nucleotides long. NCBI's taxonomy places the organism in Eukaryota, Dinophyceae, Suessiales, Symbiodiniaceae. The record is from the annotation of a GenBank genome assembly.
AUGGCUGGACGGUUUGCAGGAGCCCUUCUGCUCGUCGCGGGUCUGGUUGGGGCCAUGGACAGUGAGGUGGAGGACCUCUUCCGCCGCUUCGCUGGACUCACCCACAAGGCCGUGGAUCCGUUGCACGACGUGAAGCUCCCGAGCUUGGACGGUGUGCAGGCUGCCUUCACUCAUUUGGACGAGGACUCCAAUGUUUCUUUUGAGGAUCAGGCCAAGGAGCAAGUGGCCGCCCUGGUGAACGCUGGGAGGAACUUGGAGAAUGAUGAGGGCGUGGAAGACAGCCAGUCUUUCUUGGAACGCGGGCAGACUUGCAAGAGGAAGUGCCAGAAGAAGAUGAAGAAGCACUUGGGCAAUACUUGCGAACACCUGGAGUUCCGUCUUGAGCAUGCCCAGAAGGUGGAACAUGACCAUCUCAUUGAAUCCGUGAAGAACGCCUUAAGCGUUUGCAAGCAGAGUGCGAAGCAUCAUGCUGAGUACUGCAAGUGGCAAUGCUGGCGUGAGGAGCUGUGA